Molecule: messenger RNA, 1791 nt
Organism: Culicoides brevitarsis
Lineage: Eukaryota; Metazoa; Arthropoda; Insecta; Diptera; Ceratopogonidae
Product: elongation factor 1-alpha
Exons: 3
Coding region: 127-1518 (463 amino acids)
Biological process (GO): translational elongation; translation
Molecular function (GO): GTPase activity; GTP binding; translation elongation factor activity
Source: RefSeq, a predicted model, not a curated record
GAAUCAACUUGGAGCUUCAGUCUCGUUCCGCGACAUUCGUUCUUUUGCUUUCAUCCGGCAAGCUGUGAAGUUGGUUGAUUUCAAUUCUCUGAUUUAUAUUAAAAUAAAAGGAAAUUUGACUCAAACAUGGGCAAGGAAAAGGUUCAUAUUAACAUUGUCGUCAUCGGGCACGUCGAUUCCGGUAAAUCUACCACAACUGGUCAUUUGAUCUACAAAUGCGGCGGUAUCGACAAGCGUACCAUCGAGAAAUUCGAGAAGGAAGCCCAAGAAAUGGGCAAGGGCUCCUUCAAAUACGCGUGGGUUUUGGAUAAAUUGAAGGCCGAACGUGAACGUGGUAUUACCAUCGAUAUUGCCUUGUGGAAAUUCGAAACAAGCAAAUACUACGUCACCAUUAUCGACGCCCCGGGCCAUCGUGAUUUCAUCAAGAACAUGAUUACAGGAACUUCCCAAGCUGAUUGCGCCGUCUUGAUCGUCGCUGCCGGAACCGGUGAAUUCGAAGCCGGUAUCUCGAAGAACGGUCAAACGCGUGAACACGCCUUGCUCGCCUUCACGUUGGGUGUCAAGCAAUUGAUUGUUGGCGUCAACAAGAUGGAUUCGACUGAGCCGCCAUACAGCGAAGCCCGUUUCGAGGAAAUCAAGAAGGAAGUCUCCUCGUACAUCAAGAAGAUCGGUUACAAUCCAGCUGCCGUCGCCUUCGUGCCCAUUUCCGGAUGGCAUGGCGACAACAUGUUGGAAGUUUCCACAAAGAUGCCUUGGUUCAAGGGAUGGAACGUUGAACGCAAAGAAGGAAAGGCCGAUGGCAAGUGCUUGAUCGAAGCUUUGGAUGCUAUCCUUCCUCCUCAACGCCCUACCGACAAACCAUUGCGUUUGCCUUUGCAAGAUGUCUACAAAAUCGGCGGUAUUGGAACAGUACCUGUUGGUCGUGUCGAAACUGGUGUCUUGAAACCCGGCAUGGUUGUUGUCUUCGCUCCCGUUAACUUGACCACUGAAGUCAAAUCCGUUGAGAUGCAUCACGAAGCUUUGCAAGAAGCCGUGCCCGGAGACAAUGUUGGUUUCAACGUUAAGAACGUCUCUGUCAAGGAAUUGCGUCGUGGAUACGUUGCUGGAGAUACCAAGGCCUCUCCUCCCAAGGGAGCUGCUGACUUCACCGCUCAAGUCAUUGUCUUGAACCAUCCCGGACAAAUCUCCAACGGAUACACGCCCGUCUUGGAUUGUCACACAGCUCACAUUGCCUGCAAAUUCUCAGAAAUCAAGGAGAAGGUCGAUCGUCGUACCGGUAAAUCCGUCGAAGACAAUCCAAAAUCCAUCAAGUCGGGCGAUGCUGCGAUCGUCAUCUUGGUGCCAAGCAAGCCAUUGUGCGUUGAAUCUUUCCAAGAAUUCCCCCCAUUGGGUCGUUUCGCUGUGCGUGAUAUGAGACAAACUGUCGCUGUCGGCGUCAUCAAGAGUGUCAACUUCAAGGAUGCCAGCGGAGGCAAGGUCACCAAGGCUGCCGAAAAGGCACAAAAGGCCAAGAAAUAGCUACGUAUUACGCAAAUUCUCCAACAUCAAAUGCAAAUUACCGCAAAGUUCAACGUUGCAACAUUUUGUUUUCCGUCAUCAAUUGUGCUCGCUACUAAUAAUGAGCUUUAUAUGCAUCGUAAGGAAUUCAGGAGGAAAAAGCAUUCCGCAUUUUAAUUCAAUAGUUUAACACAUUUAUUAAUUCCGAUUUGCAUUCCAACACUAUUACAGAAAAAAAAAACAUAUUUUUUAUGAUCAAAUAAAAUAUAUAAUAACCUUUCGAUAGCAUAUAAA